Molecule: messenger RNA, 390 nt
Organism: Lepus europaeus (European hare)
Lineage: Eukaryota; Metazoa; Chordata; Mammalia; Lagomorpha; Leporidae
Gene: UTS2
Product: urotensin 2
Exons: 4
Biological process (GO): blood vessel diameter maintenance; regulation of blood pressure
Cellular component (GO): extracellular region
Molecular function (GO): hormone activity
Source: RefSeq, a predicted model, not a curated record
AUGUGUAAGCUGGCCUCCUGCUGUCUGCUUUUUAUAGCACUCUUAAAGCCUGUCUCAGCUCUCCCCAUCCUUGGCUCGGGGGAAGCGUCCUUUCAGCUCUCAGCUCGCCAUGGAGGCACCAGGGAGCCUCUGGGGGCGCUGGAGCACACGCCCGUUCUGCAGACGCUGCCGGAGAUGCUGGGUGCCGACAGCAGUGCCAGGCUGGGGGAAGCAGAUCCUCAGACCGACAUUUUCAACCCAAGAGGAAAUCUGAAGAAGGUGAGUGACUGCUUGUGAGCUUUCUCCGGACAAGGUCCAAACAUUCUGCUGAGUCAUCUUUUGGCCAGAACCAGGAAACAAUAUAAGAAACGUGGGACUCCCUCCGAGUGCUUCUGGAAAUACUGUGUCUGA